Molecule: messenger RNA, 747 nt
Organism: Lathyrus oleraceus (garden pea)
Lineage: Eukaryota; Viridiplantae; Streptophyta; Magnoliopsida; Fabales; Fabaceae
Product: proline-rich receptor-like protein kinase PERK10
Exons: 3
Coding region: 1-747 (248 amino acids)
Source: RefSeq, a predicted model, not a curated record
AUGGACUAUCUACUUAAGCGUCCACCUAAUUUCAUGAAGAGACAACGGAAGCCAUCUGGGAAGUCCAAGAAGGCAAAAAAGGAAAAGUUGGGAGAAACUUCUAGGUCAAUACCUCCAGUCCCUCUGGCUGAUUCUCCAAUCACCUUUCCACCCUUUGAACAACAAAAUCCACCUCUAUCUGACCAACCUCUAACACCACCCUCUGAACAACAAAAUCCACCUCCAUCUGACCAACCUCUAACACCACCCCCUGAACAACAAACAAAUCCACCAUCUGAACAACCACAAACACCACCUCCUGAACAACCAACACCCUCACCCUCUGAACAUCAACCUAGUCCACCACCUGAACAAACAACACCACCUCUCUAUGAUAUUCCCCUGCUACCAACCACUGAAGACAUCAUCAUCCCUACUCAAAAUCCCGUUGACACCAACCCAACACCACCAUCCUCCCCAUCCUCUAACCCUGAACCAGAAACUGCCUUCCCCACAUUAGAAGAAGCAAUAACUUUAUUUGCAGAGUCUUCACUGGAGAAGAUCAAAGAUGCUGGAAUAAGGCUACAUGUUCGCUUGGUCAUAGAGGUUGAGGAAAAGGCUAGAAAGGAAGCAAAAGAGAAAGCUCGCCUGGAAGAAGAGCAACGAAUCCGAGAAGUCGAAGAGAAGGCUAUUGCUGAAGAGGUAACACACAUUACUAUAGAGGAAGCUGCAAAGGCCAACGUUGAUGCUCUGACUCAGGGGGAAUAA